UAAAUUGUACAAAUAAAAAGUAAAACUUUAAAAAUAUCUUUUGCUACAUGCCACAUAUUGUAUGUAUUAUGCAAAGUACAAUACAUCAACAUUUCUGAUGUUAUGUGAUCUUGCAGAGAAUUCUUGAAUAAACAUUGUAAUUGCAAGGAAGACGAGCAAUUAUUAGGGGCUGGUGAAAUGAACCGAUAUGUGGUACUGCAACAACUCGGUGAUGGCACUUACGGUUCAGUCGCACUGGCGCAGCGCCGGGACACUGGUGAAAAAGUUGCCAUAAAAAGAAUGAAACGAAAAUAUUAUUCUUGGGACGAAGCUAUGAAUUUACGAGAGGUUAAAUCGCUCAAGAAACUUAACCAUGCUAACAUUGUUAAAUUACGUGAAGUUAUUCGAGAAAAUGAUACUUUAUAUUUUGUGUUUGAGUAUAUGCGUGGAAAUCUCUAUCAGUUGAUACGUGACGCCGAGAGGCCGUUCGCAGAGCCAAUUCUGCGUAACAUAUUGUACCAAGUGCUUCAAGGUUUGACUCACAUGCAUCGGCAUGGCUUCUUUCAUCGAGAUCUAAAACCUGAGAAUUUAUUGUGCGCGGGACCAGAGUUAGUAAAAAUAGCAGAUUUAGGACUUGCUCGUGAAGUGCGAUCAAGGCCGCCUUAUACUGAUUAUGUGUCAACUAGAUGGUAUCGUGCACCUGAAGUCUUACUGCACGAUACACAUUACGGUGCUCCUAUUGAUCUCUGGGCAGUCGGCUGCAUUAUGGCGGAAUUGUAUACUUGUCGUCCCUUGUUUCCUGGAAAUUCAGAAAUCGAUCAACUGUAUAAAAUCAGCGCAGUAUUAGGGACACCAUCACGCGAAGAGUGGCCUGAUGGUUACACGCUUGCAGAAACUUUACGCUUUCGUUUUCCGACGUGUGCAGGCGUGGCUCUAACACGCGUAGUACCGACGGCUUCGCCCCCUGCACUGGCUCUCCUUGCAGCCUUGCUGCGAUAUCCACCACGCGAUCGUCCAACAGCGCCCCAAGCUCUUAGAUUCCCUUAUUUUGCGGUCGGCGCCACGCUCGUUCUUCCACCACCGGCAUCAAGAACACGUCGGAGCGGAAUUCGCGCCGAGGUGGAAAACGUAGUUCCUUCAGCGAUUAAUUCAACGACGCAACCGACGGUUCCGACGCCUCUACAUGAUCGUUUUGCCGACAUUUUAGGAGGUGAGGUGGUGCACUCGGCACGACGCUCGCGUGCCGGUGGAGGAGCAGCACGCGGGCGCAGCGUGUUGGCGGCGCUGCAUGCCGGCGCCGCGCCAGACGACACGCGCCCGGGCGCGGGAGCGGCGGCCGCCUACCUCGGCACGUCGCGCUAUGUAGCCGGUGCUAGGAUUGAUACCGCGCUUUUUCAUCCACUCGCGUUCCGGACGCAUAGAGAGACGACCGCGGUGGGUAGCGGAGCCGCGAGAGUGGACUGGGCGGCUAAAUAUCUGCGUUAGUGACGUUAGAAGCAUUAGUUAUUUAAUGUAAAUAGCAUGCCCUAGGCAAAAUUUUGUUUGUACGAGACGAUUA
This is a messenger RNA of Nymphalis io (European peacock), 1537 nucleotides long. RefSeq names its product serine/threonine-protein kinase MAK. The transcript is spliced from 6 exons. Gene Ontology annotation, biological process: protein phosphorylation; cilium assembly; intraciliary transport. The record is from RefSeq and is a predicted model, not a curated record. Gene Ontology annotation, cellular component: nucleus; cytoplasm; cilium. Bases 178 to 1464 code for a protein of 428 amino acids. Gene Ontology annotation, molecular function: protein serine/threonine kinase activity; ATP binding. NCBI's taxonomy places the organism in Eukaryota, Metazoa, Arthropoda, Insecta, Lepidoptera, Nymphalidae.